AUGAACCCAACGGCGAGGCGUGUAGCGUCGCAUAUCUUCCGCAGACCUCACAAUGCAGCCGCUCCAAGAUGCUCAAGAAGAUGGAACUCCUCUACAUUUGAGCAGAGAAAAUGGUCCACGCCGUUAGCCCAGACAUUGGCCAAUGUGAUGAAGGUCACCGGUCCUGUUCCAAUUGCAGCUUUUAUGCGUCAAGUCUUGACUUCUCCUGAUGGCGGAUACUAUACAACACGAGGGGAGGGCGGAGGUGUUUUCGGCAAGAACGGCGAUUUUGUUACUUCACCCGAGAUCUCGCAGGUGUUUGGAGAGUUGAUUGGUAUCUGGACAAUUGCGGAGUGGAUGGCUCAGGGGCGGAAGAAAAGUGGUGUUCAGUUGAUGGAGGUUGGUCCUGGAAAGGGUACUUUGAUGGAUGAUAUGCUGCGGACGUUCCGCAACUUCAGGAUGUUCUCUUCAAGUGUUGAGGCUAUUUAUCUGGUGGAAGCAAGUGCAACCCUCAGAGAGGUGCAGAAGCGGUUGCUCUGCGGUGAACAAGCUGCAAUGGAGGAGACAGAGAUCGGACACAAGAGUGUAUGCAAGUACUUCGACGUACCCGUUGUCUGGGUGGAAGACAUUCGCCUUCUGCCUCAUGAGGAAGGUAAGACACCAUUCAUCUUUGCCCAUGAAUUCUUCGACGCACUCCCAAUUCAUGCCUUUGAGUCUGUUCCGCCAUCUCCCGAAAAUGAGCAGCCAGAUCAGCCACGAAAGAUCAUGACUCCUACCGGCCCAGCAGAACUACACACCCCGCCCAAGGUUGCAAACACACCGCAAUGGCGUGAGCUAAUGGUCACAUUAAAUCCCAAGGCCGUUGAAGAGAACAUCGAAGGAGAACCCGAGUUUCAGUUGACCAAGGCCAAAGCUUCGACGCCCUCAUCUCUGGUGAUCCCAGAAAUAUCUGCACGCUACCGUGCUCUCAAGUCACAGCCUGGAUCAACUAUUGAAAUCAGCCCCGAAAGUCGUAUCUACGCUGCUGACUUCGCACGCCGGAUUGGUGGUGAUUCUGCCUCUGCACUUGCUAUGAAAAAGAACACUGCUCCCAGCACAUCCUCGGCAGACCAGAAGAAGACGCCCUCCGGCGCGGCUUUGAUCAUGGACUAUGGGACACUUUCGACUAUUCCUAUCAACUCACUCCGCGGAAUUAAGAGCCAUGAGAAGGUGGCUCCUCUUUCGGAGCCCGGCCGUGUCGAUGUCAGCGCGGAUGUGGAUUUCACCUCGCUUGCUGAAGCAGCUAUUGAGGGUAGUGAUGGUGUCGAGGUGCAUGGCCCUGUUGAACAGGGUGAUUUCUUGGGUGCCAUGGGCAUCGAAGAGCGUAUGCGCCAGCUCCUUCGCAGUGUGAAAGAUGAGGAAAAGAGAAAGACUCUCGAGACCGGCUGGACAAGGCUGGUUGAGAAGAGUGGUGGCUCAAUGGGUCAGAUCUAUAAGGUUAUGGCCAUUGUGCCUGAGAACGGUGGACAGAGACGACCUGUUGGAUUUGGAGGUGGUGUCCAAAUGCCCUGA
Molecule: messenger RNA, 1530 nt
Organism: Penicillium antarcticum
Lineage: Eukaryota; Fungi; Ascomycota; Eurotiomycetes; Eurotiales; Aspergillaceae
Exons: 4
Coding region: 1-1530 (509 amino acids)
Biological process (GO): mitochondrial respiratory chain complex I assembly
Cellular component (GO): mitochondrion
Molecular function (GO): protein-arginine omega-N symmetric methyltransferase activity
Source: RefSeq, a predicted model, not a curated record